This is a messenger RNA of Epinephelus lanceolatus (giant grouper), 3982 nucleotides long. RefSeq names its product ring finger and WD repeat domain 3 (gene rfwd3). Lineage: Eukaryota; Metazoa; Chordata; Actinopteri; Perciformes; Serranidae. Gene Ontology annotation, molecular function: protein binding; ubiquitin-protein transferase activity. Gene Ontology annotation, biological process: interstrand cross-link repair; protein ubiquitination. The record is from RefSeq and is a predicted model, not a curated record. Gene Ontology annotation, cellular component: nucleus.
UGGCGCCGGGAGAUUCGAUCCGUCACCGCGGUCCUGACUCUGUUAACAGUCCUGGAAGUCACCCCGUAAAACCCAACUCAACCAGACCCUUUUUGAUUUGUGUCUUUACCGCGGAGCCAUGUUGUUACCGUGUGUGGUCUGCCAGAGCGGGAUCAGCAGCCGUUAAACCUUCACUGUCACACAGAUGGAGGCCAUGGAGGUAGACUCUCCUGUGGAAAUGCAGGGAGGAGGCAGCAGACAGCCAGAGGUUGCUGCUGCUGCUGCUGCUGCGGACGCCAACGCACCAUACGUCAUCUCAGAUUCUGGCAGCAGCACUGAGGUGGACGAGGACGAUGACGAUGACAAUGAAGGAGGGCAGACGGCAGCUCGUGCACCUCCCAGACUCCCUGCCACCUGGGCGUUCAGUCAGAGAGCGGUGGGCGUCUCUGCAGCUACACCUUCAGCAGCUCAGGGGGCGCCCAUACGGAGGAGACUCAGGCAGGGCCUCAGGGUGCACUACCCCAGCCAGACUGCAGCGCCCUCCAGAGGCUUUCCAGACUUCCUGCUCCGAGUGCCAGCAGCAAGCGUGGCUGAGCCGGAGUCUGGCAGCACCACAGAGGUCAGCGAGUCUGAAGAGGAGGAGGAAGAGGGGGGUGAAGAAGACACGCCUGCUGCCGUGGAGCCUGCUGAGCCCGUGCCGCCUUCUAGUCCUCGCCUCAAUGCCUCUGUCCAUCAUGCACAACCACAGGAAGUUGGCCCAACCGACUCCAGUUCAGCUGCAGAUGGUGAGAGGACGGACGCUCAGAAUCAGAAUGUCCAGCCUGUCCCUGCGGCCUCGGCUUCCGUCCAGUCAUUGCCCGCUGAAGAGGGCGAAGGCGACACCUGCACCAUCUGCUUUGAGGCGUGGACAACAGCCGGCGAGCACAGACUGUCGGCUCUGCGCUGCGGACACCUCUUCGGCUUCACCUGCAUCCAGCGCUGGCUGAAAGCGCAGGGCCCGGCCGCUAAAUGUCCACAGUGCAACAAGAAAGCCAAACGCUCAGAUAUCGUUCUGCUGUACGCUCCAAAGCUGCGAGCGCUCGACAACUCGGAGCAAGAGAGCUUAAAGAAGUCUCUGGAGCAGGAGCAGUCUCUGAGGAGGAAAGCUGAACUGGAAUCAGCUCAGUACAAACUUAAACUGCAGGUUGUCACCAACAAAUAUGGACAAGCACAACAAGAGCUGCAGGAGCUGAGGGCGCUGAUGGCCCAAGCUGGCAGAAACUCAGCUCCCUCCUCCUCCUCCUCGUCCUCCUCCUCAGCAUCCUCCUCGCUCCUCCUCGGUCUGUCUCAGAGGGCGGACGGCUCCAGGGCAGCACAAUACAGCUUCUCCAAGGCGGUGCUGGUGUCUCAGGCCGGAGGCUCCAGGGUUUUAUCGUACUGUGAACCUCUGAGCUGCCUGCUGGCCUCGCAGCCCUCCCCUCACUCCACACUGGUGCCCGGUUGUGGGGUGAAGAAGGUGAGUGUGGUCAACAUGAAGGCGAGUCAGUACGUCCCCAUCCACAGCAAACAGAUCCGGGGUCUGUCCUUCAACAGGCAGAACGACAGUCUGCUGCUGUCUGCUGCUCUGGACAACACCAUCAAACUGACCAGUCUGCUGACCAACACGGUGGUUCAGACCUAUAACGCAGGUAAACCCGUGUGGAGCUGCUGCUGGUGUUUGGACAACAGCAAUUACGUUUACGCAGGUCUGAUCAACGGCUCUGUGCUCGUCUACGACACCAGAGACACCAGCACACACGUCCAGGAGCUGCAGCCGCUACGCUCCAGGUGUCCAGUGGCGUCUCUGUGUUACGUCCCACGGGCGGCGUCCAGCUCAUUCCCCUGUGGCGGGCUGAUCGCUGGCUCUCUGGAGGGCGGAUGUUUUUGGGAACAGGUCAACGAGACCACAUACAGACCACAUGUCCUGCCGCUGGAGACCGCCGGCUGCACCGACAUCCAGGUGGAGACAGAAAGUCGACACUGUCUGGUUACCUACAGGCCAGGACGCUCCAACCCGUCUCUGCGCUGCGUCCUGAUGUCUCUGAACAGGACGCCUCAGCAGGACUCCUCUCAGCUGCCCAGCUGCUCCUGCUCGCCGGUGCAGACGUUCAGCGCCGGCUCGUCCUGCAAACUGCUCACCAAGAAUGCCGUCUUCAAGAGUCCAGACGGUGGCGGGACGCUGGUCUGCGCCGGGGACGAGGCCUCCAACUCCACUAUGGUGUGGGAUGCAAGCAGCGGCUCUCUGCUCCAGAAGCUCCCGGCUGACCUCCCGGUGUUGGACAUCAGCCCGUUCUCGGUGAACGGCGAGCACUUCCUGGCCUCGCUCACGGAGAAGAUGCUAAAGCUCUACAGGUGGGAGUGAACGAGCAGGAAAUAAAACCUGCGUGGUCUCCGAGCUCGAGGAGCGGACGCCGUCUGAGAGGAACUGAAACCAAAUGCUGCUCAACUUUUAUCUGUUUAGACACGCAAAAAAACUGAUUUCUGGGAGCGAUCGCCCCGAGGAAGCAUUUCACCCUCAUCGGUUUUUACUUUUCUAUACCCAGACGCCCACGUUACUGCUCGUCCGGUGACCUUUGACCUGCACAGAGCCAAAUACUGAGUCAGGUGUGUGAUGACUGGACGGACUGAGCAACGUUGCUCCCAGACACAGUGAUCAGAUUGUGUUUACACGAGUCAAAGGUCAGAUUAUAACGUGCUCAGAUCUUCUCGGCUGCUAAAGACGUUGAGGUGUUGAAAGCUCCGUCGAGUCACUAGAAGGUGUCGUUAAAGGACCAACAUGCCAGUGUGAUGUAGCUCUUCAACUACAAAUCAUGCACACUUUAUUUUUAUGACCUUUUUCAGGCUGUUUUUUGUGUGUGUGUGUGUGUGUGUGUGUGUGUGUGUUUUUCUACAUUUUUGUAUCAUAUGAAAAUCAGUUAACAGACUUGAGAUACUUGUUUGAGUCGUCAAAUCCAUCACAAGUCUACUGCCAGUUAACGCGGGCUGCAACUAACCAUUGGUUUCAAUAUAGAUUCAUCAACAGAUUAUUUUCUAGAGUAAUUAUUUGGUCUAUAAAAUAUCUGAAAGUAGUGAAAACUGUCCGUCCCAGUGUCUCAGAGUCCACGGUGACGUCCUUCAGGCUCGUUUUGUCGAAUCAAACCCCCAAAAUAUUCAGUUUAAUCUGAUAUAAAACACAGAAAUCACAGAAUUUAAGUGGCUAAAAACAUUUCUCAUGAUAUUCUCUUCAAUGAUUAGUCAAUGAUCAGAACAGUUGCAGAUUAUUUCUUCUUAUUUUUCUGUUUCUGUUUUAUUGUUCACCCUUAAAGAAUGAAAAUGUGGUGACGUUGCCCAACAUGACGGCUUUAGGUUGCUUGCAACUAUCCAAAACCUGUAGAGAAAGUUUGUGAUGACAGAAGACGAAGAAAAUCAGAAAGUUGUUAUUAUUCAGGAGCUGAAAGUAUUUUGCUUUUUUUUUAACACGAAAAAUAACUUAAAUGAUGAAUUGAUGAAUCUAAUCCAGUGUCCAGUAUCAUCACCCAGUUUUUAUCUCAGCACAGAUGUUUUCAUGUCAGUUUUUAUAUCAAUGAGAAGACAUGGCAAAGAUGUGUUUGAGGUCAUUUAGAAACAGUGACUCCAUUAAAUAGUUUGUCCACCAGAGAGCAGUGACGCUGUAAUUAUCUUUAGUGCAGUACUUUAAAGGAAUACUUCACCCACAAAGUGACCAUUUUUAUUUCAGUUAAUCGUGCCAUGUUGCCUUCCCUCACAUGCUUCCACAGUGAACGAAGAAUCCAAACAUGGCAGACGUUGUUAAUUUGAAGUAAACAGACCACGUUUAACAACAGUAAAACUAUACCCAACAUUUAAACUCUCACACAACUAGUGCAGGAUAAUUCAAGUCUCAUCUAUCCAGUAGUCAGGGGUGAUGGGACUGAACUGAAAAUGAAACGUAUCUAUGCUCUCUUUAAAGCCAGACCUCAUUUACAAAACACAGUAAUUUUACCUCGCU